AUGGUCGUCUACCACUCGAGCCUCAACGGCACGGAGACCGAGGUUGCCUGCGGCUGUGCGAUCCUGCCCCUCAAGACGAGCAUCCGCGGGCCUGCCGAGUCGGCGGCAGAAGGUGAGGAAGAUAUCGUCGACGAGACGCUCGGUUACUUCAAAGCCAACGUCCUCUUCAAGCACUUUGAGGUGAAGGGCGCGGCGGACCGAACUCUAAUCUACCUGACGCUCUACACGACGCAGUGCCUGAAACGGCUGGAGACGUGCCCGACGCAGACGGACGGCGUCAAGGCGCUGACGGCGCUGGCGCACGAGGCCUUCAGUGCGCCGGGCGAGCCGCGCUUCGCCCUCGCCUCCUUCUUCCCCGCCGGAGCAAGCCCGGCAGAGCUCGACCUCUGCCGCGCGUACCUCAAGCAAGCGCGAGAGGAGCUGGGCCGGCGGCUGGCUCUGAAGGUUUACGGCGACAACGGCCCGCCCUCAAAGCUGUGGAUCGCCUUUUCGAAGCGCAAGUUUAUGAACAAGGCGUUGUGAGAUGUGGGUCAUGAUGUGCGAGUCCGAGACUGAGAGAGCACUUGAGAGAGCGGCAGAGCGCCUGCUGCGGUGCCGGUGGGCCCUCAGCCCGCGAACUCUGUGUGUGUACCGCGCCGGCGGCCGCUUGUGUGAAACGAUAAAAUGAAUAGGGCCGACAAAACUGUCAACUCGCGACGCCAGGGGCCGCAGGCGUGGCCGCGUUGCGAUGGGAAGCUCUGCCCUGGCGGGAACCGCGCGUGCCGCCUCGCCGCCAUCCGCCAGCAGUUGAAGCAGCACAUCGCCGUGCGCCGAGCCACAUCCCUGCUACAUCCACGUGGCAGCGGCCGCGACGAUGCUGGCCAACGAGAAGAGCAGUAGCGCCGCGCGCGCGGACCGCGCAGGCAGGGAGAGGUGCCCAUCGCUGUUGAGAGCGGCGGCAAGGCCGGUGAGCAGAAAGAGGGCGGCGGGAAUGGCAGCGGCCGGGAGCAGCCGGCCAGACACCUCAAGCUUUCUCUGGCCGUCCGCAGCGCCGGUGGCCGAGAUCGUGCCCAGCGGCACCCAGCGGCCGAGCGCGCCGAUUGCGAGGAGCGGCGCCUGCCAGCCCGUGUGCUCGGCAUCGAUGGUGACGUACGCGAGCACGCCCACCUGAGAGCGAGGGCGCGGGCACGCGUGGGCCCCGAAGGCGUACGAGAGCUUCUCGGAGGCGUCUCGGAACGUCUCCACCUCGUGCUGCUGCAGGAGGUCGGGCUUUUGCUUCAGAGCGCUGCGAAGCGCGGACCGCGCCGAGGGCGCGACGACGGGCAUGCUCUCCCACGUGUCCGCCGUCUCCGGC
Emiliania huxleyi CCMP1516 is the source of this 1333-nucleotide messenger RNA. RefSeq names its product ARP2/3 complex, subuit 3 (gene ARPC3). NCBI's taxonomy places the organism in Eukaryota, Haptophyta, Isochrysidales, Noelaerhabdaceae. Gene Ontology annotation, cellular component: Arp2/3 protein complex; cytoskeleton. Gene Ontology annotation, biological process: Arp2/3 complex-mediated actin nucleation; regulation of actin filament polymerization. Bases 1 to 522 code for a protein of 173 amino acids. The record is from RefSeq and is a predicted model, not a curated record. Gene Ontology annotation, molecular function: actin filament binding. The transcript is spliced from 6 exons.